ACUUGUCAGUCGGCCAUAUAAGACCACGACGGGACACCCGUCCAAAUUGUCAUUCGGGUUGUUCUCUCAGUGACAGUUUCCUGAAACCUGCUCUAGCUCCUUCCACAAUGAUCCGCGCCAUCAUUCUCAUCAGCUGCUGCGUUGCAGCGUUUGCUCAAACCGCGAGCAAAUCCAGCUCCGCAAGCGUCAAAGGUGUCAGCGUAUGCGGUCGUCCACCACGGCCCGCCGACCGCAACUGGUCCGGCGGAUCCCGCAUUGUUGGCGGUCAGCCGGCCGAACCUGGCUCGCAUCCCUGGAUUGUUGGCUUGGUCCAAGAUUACGGACUGGGUUAUGAAGUCGCUCAAUUCUGCGGCGGCAGUAUCAUCGCUCCCACUGUCAUCCUCACCGCCGGCCAUUGCGUGCAUGACUUCACCGAUGAUGACAUGAUCGAUCGUGUCCGAGUCGUCCCCGGUGGUGGCGGAAACCUGGCGGCGGCCACGGAAGACCGCGACAGAAUGCUGUUCCGCAUCCGCGCUGUGCGUCGUCAUUCGCAAUACGACAACCCACCCGGCACCACCAACAACGACGUCGCCCUGCUGAUCCUGGAACAACCUAUCCCCUUCGGUGGUAACAUCCAGCCCAUCUGCUUGCCCGGCUUCGACCCCCAAGAGAGAGGCCGUGCCGCCAACAUUGAUUCGCAAACCGGCAAGCCCGCGGUCGUCGUGGCUGGUUUCGGACAUCUGGUCGAAGGCGGUGGCGGUUUAAACGGUCGCGUUGGCUCUGGCUCUGACCAACUGAUGCAAGUCUUCCUCGACUUCCAGACCCCCGUCGAAUGCAAGGCUGGUCUGAGCCGCAACGGCAUGUACUUCGAUCCCAAGACGAUGAUCUGCGCUGGAUUCCCGGAGGGCGGUAAGGACUCGUGCCAAGGUGACAGCGGUGGCCCCCUGGUCAUGAAGACCAAGGAUCAACAAUGGAGCUUGAUCGGUGUGGUGUCUUUCGGUGCCGGAUGUGCGCAGGGCGGCGGUGCCUACGGAGUGUACGCCAAUGUCCGCAACUUCAUCCCUUGGAUCCAGCAGAACAUGUACUAAACAACUCGCAGUUCAUGGGAGAUUCCUCAAUAACUUUCACCAUCUGUUUGCUAGUUUCGCGCUCGAAAACAUUAGUGCAAUAGCUAAACAAUUCACAACAUGGUUUUUUCAAGUACCGCAUUUCUUCUGAUGCUUUGAGGGCUUUCGUAAUUGACGUUUUCAGCAACGCAAUUGCCGGUGAUAAUUAAAGUGCAAUAAUUAAAGUGCAGAUGCAGAAGCAUACAGCACUGGUAUCCGUUCUGUAACUUCUGCUGCACUGU
This is a messenger RNA of Paramacrobiotus metropolitanus, 1327 nucleotides long. RefSeq names its product trypsin 5G1-like. Lineage: Eukaryota; Metazoa; Tardigrada; Eutardigrada; Parachela; Macrobiotidae. The record is from RefSeq and is a predicted model, not a curated record. The coding region runs from base 108 to 1067 and encodes 319 amino acids. Gene Ontology annotation, biological process: proteolysis. Gene Ontology annotation, molecular function: serine-type endopeptidase activity. The transcript is spliced from 5 exons.